Molecule: messenger RNA, 2490 nt
Organism: Leishmania mexicana MHOM/GT/2001/U1103
Lineage: Eukaryota; Euglenozoa; Kinetoplastea; Trypanosomatida; Trypanosomatidae
Product: vacuolar protein sorting complex subunit,putative
Exons: 1
Coding region: 1-2490 (829 amino acids)
Biological process (GO): intracellular protein transport; endosomal transport; vacuole fusion, non-autophagic
Cellular component (GO): HOPS complex; lysosomal membrane; endosome
Molecular function (GO): actin binding
Source: RefSeq, a predicted model, not a curated record
AUGACAUGGAACAAGGCAGCUGAUCACUUGAUAGUAGUUUUGAAUACAGGGUUUGUCCACUUUUACAACUAUUGCGGUGCAACGGCAGCGCCGUCUUUGCCGAUGGAAAUACCGGUUGUCUGUACAUCGUGCGACAAUGGGUUUGUUGCGCUGGUUGACACCGCAACUGAAGCGAAGCUUGUACUUCUGCACCUUGGACCACAAAAAGAGUACACCGUGCGCGAGCUCUCUUUGCCGCAGAGCAUUCGCCAGUUCAUGACGACCAUCGCGCUCGUCGCCCUCGACGAAAGGGCUGACAAAAGACAGACAGCAGAGGUCUUCCUUUCCUAUUCACCCUGGUCCUCGAACUCAUUCAUUUGCCGGUGCAUUUUCGGAGCCUCAAACUCGUCUUUCUCAGAGCUCGAUGUGCCAGUCGAGGGAGGGCGCGUUCUGGAGAUGUGCCGCUCGCCCACCGGCCGGGGCGUCGCGUUUAUGAUGCUAGAUGGGUCGGUAUACUCGACGAAUAGUGGAUUCUCUGAGGUUUCUCUGCUUAGGCGUACUGACGCGACUCCGGAAAGUUUUGUGCAAAUGACGUGGUGUGGAAGCCAUUGUGUUGCAUAUCUACAACGAAUGCAGUACGGCGGCGCGUCGGGUGAGGGUGAUGGCGAGGACUACUCCUGCUCGCUAUUCUUGAUGAACGUCGACGAGCCUGACAACAGUGACUGCAUCUCUGACUUACCAUUUGAUUGUUGUCUUCUUCCCGAGAAGGACGGUGCUUGGGUGCUUUCUAGAGAGUCGCUAUAUUUCCUGCAGAUCGCCCCGCUUGCCGUCCAGCACGUCUUUUCUGUUGGCUCACGGGCCGCUGGGGCGAUGCUUGUCGCAACUUACGACGAGUUCAUGACCGGAGAUGCGUCUGCAGUGCGAAUGCUACGGAAUCUUGAGCACACCUCAGGCGCGCUGGUGGAAGCGGUCGCUGAGUGCGUUGCUGCAGCGGGCUUCGAGUUUGCCGCGGCGCAACAGAAGCGGCUGUUGAGAAUCGCCGCAUUUGGCCGAACCUUUUGUUCCCUCUGUGAUUCAAGCUCAUUCAUGGCCAUGUCGAAGCGACUGCGUGUGCGCAAUCACCUUCGUCUCGAGCCGCUCGGGAUGAUAGUGACUGACCAGCAGCUCACUGACCUCGGCGAGGUGCGCCUUCUACAGCGUCUUACUAUGUGCAGCGAGCAUCAGGUGGCCUUUUGUGUGGCAGAGGUUCUUGGGUCAGAUGUGAAGCCGGUGAUGCUGGACUGGGCGAUGUGCAGACUGGCGCGUGUCUCAGUUCACAGGAAGGAUGAAGAGGUGGAGGUCGCGAAGCAAAUAGUCAAGAAGCUGAAGGCGUGUAGAUUCACUGCAUUCGCAGAGUUGGCACAGCAGGCUAAGGUCACCGGCCACGGCACCGCCGCAAUGGUACUGCUGGAUGCAGAAGUGAAUCCGUUUCAUCAAGUGCCGAUGCUGCUUAGCAUAGGCGAGCCCGACAUGGCCUUGAAGCGCGCCAUUCAAGCUGCUGAUGCGGACCUGGUGUUCACGGUCAUGGUUCACAUGAUCCGCAGUCGCGGCUCCGCUGGGCUUGCCACCUUGACAUCGCACGAAAUUUCGUGCAAUCUGCUGCUGCAAUACGUGGGGGUGUGCGAAGGCAAUCAGCAGCUCAUGGCUGAGUACUUCAACAAGCACCCACGGGUUCAGGCCUACUUCCAUCUGCGCAGCUACUUUCACGAGGAAACACGACUGGGACACGCGCUGUCGCAGUCGAUGGAAAGCGGAAAUUGGGAAAUGCUACAAGAGUGCAAAGGCGUGGAUAUCCAGGCUGCUAUUGUCUCGACCAAGAAGGCUGUAGAGCAGAGGCCACGCCCGCAGCCGACCACCACGCCCUUUUCUCCGAUCGGCGGUAGCGGGAUUCCGUUCCCAGCUUCCAUGGUCGAGGAGCGCUUUUUGCAGCUUCAGAGCAGCCUCCUCGAUGAGCAGACUCAGCUUAUGAACGAGUACAAAGACUACCGCUUCCUGCAGGCCAGCGCCGCCGACACGAUCCGCUACACCCUCGAGCAUGGACGCACUUCUGUCGCGCAGCGGCUGAAGAAUGAGUUUUGUGUACCAGAGAAGAUGUUCCAGCGUUGCAUGCUCGGUGCGUACUUGUGCACUAGUCAGUGGGACCUCAUUGACGAUAUGAGCGGCAUCUCGUCCAACAAGAAGACGGUGCUGGACGGUGAGGCUUAUGUCACCGCCUUACUCUCCUACAAGCGUCCGCAGCAGGCAAAGCAGUAUAUUUCGCGCAUUCCAAAGAUUGAGACGCGGAUGGAAUACUACGUGCUCUGCAGCGACUGGUUCGGUGCCGGUGCCGACUGCAAGCGGAACAACGACCCCGAUUUGCUAACGCAGCUGAAGGACCGGGCCAAGGGGAAUCCAGAUGUACUGCGCCAGAUCGAAGAGGGCUGGAGCACACUGCCCCAAAGGUCAGGCAUCAGCUUUCCCAAGUUCUUUUAG